UUUCCUUGUUAUGUUUACAGGACCCCAUUCUUUCAAAAUAAUGGUACAUUCCAUUGAAAUGCCUUUGCUGCUGCUGCUAAGCGUAGGCUCAUUCCCAGCCAGUGCUUGAGAAGGGCACAUCCUGCUCUACUGUGAGGUCUGAUCUGCAAAUGGUGCUAAAAAUCCCUCUGCGGAGAUCUGUCAGCCUCAGUCCUGAGCAUCACUCCUCUGCAGCUCCAGCAGAGAUGACUGGACCCACAACACUGAAAAUGGAAGCAAAUAUACUUGUCCUUGGUGCAGAUGGUGUAGGGAAAUCAGCACUAACUGUACGAUUUCUGACAAGACGUUUUAUUGGAGAGUAUGGGGAGCUUGAAUCUAUAUAUAGUCACAAUGUCUGUGUGGAUGGAAAGGAAGUGAUAUUUAAUAUCUGGGACUUUCCAUAUGCAAAGGAUCCAACUGAGGAGAGCUGUGCUGAGGAAGAAAAGCGCAUGCAGUGGGCCGAUGGCUAUGUCCUUGUGUAUAGUAUUUGUGACAGAGCCAGUUUCAAUGUUAUGUGCCAAACAAUCCAGCUCAUCAAAACAGCAAAAGACUGCUUAGGAGCAGAGAAACUUCCUAUUGUCAUUGUGGGGAACAAACGGGAUCUGCAUCACCUACGGGCUGUGUCUAGUGAAGAGGGCAGGCUUUUAGCUCUCUCUAUGGACUGUGACUUUUAUGAAGUUUCAGCAGCAGAAGCAUACCAUGGGGUCCUUAUGGUUUUCCAUGGGUUAGUGGACAAGAUUCGAGAAUCCAAGCUGGUCACAAAGAAGGGAACGGGAAUACGUGGCAUUGUGAAGAGCAUGUCUGCUGUGUUCGCUAGAAGAAGAACAGAUUCUCUCUGAUGCCUCUUAUACAUGACAUGAGUUCAAACCCUCGGGUCAUAUUUGCCUUUAUUAACAAAACUGUGCCUAUAUAUUGAGUUUGAGUCAUUGUUUGUUCUAUCAGUAUUUAUAGAGCUGUAUUGUUGAAUAUAAUCAGCUUCAUAUUCAGUGGAUGUUUACUGUAGAACAACAGCUGUCACUGAGAGAUAAGCUAAUGUAGCGUGUCAAAACAAUCACCAGUUUAAAAUGUUUCUGCAUCAAGGGCCAAUUUGUAACAUUCGCUAAUAUAUAUUGUGUCUAAACACUGAUGGGCAAAGAAAUCACUUAAAAGGAACCCCUGUUGGUAGUACUACUUGAGAGACAGGAAUGCUGCACAUAAUAGCCUGGCUCCGUCAGCAAGGCACUAUUGAAAGCCAACAGCUUUUGCUGGAAAUUAGAACUAUAUAAACGUAUUAGAUGCCACAGGAUAUGACACUAUCUCAAACCAGAAGAGGAUAGCACCUGGAUAUUUUACACUAGUGUCCACAAACCCAACACUUGCUUUCCUGAAUUGUUUUUUACACCUUUAGUUUGUGCAUUUUGGGAACAAGCUAUAUGUGGAGUAUUAAAUGAUUAUAUUAAAAUAUAUCAAAUUAA
Xenopus tropicalis (tropical clawed frog) is the source of this 1472-nucleotide messenger RNA. NCBI's taxonomy places the organism in Eukaryota, Metazoa, Chordata, Amphibia, Anura, Pipidae. The record is from RefSeq and is a predicted model, not a curated record.